Molecule: messenger RNA, 4239 nt
Organism: Myripristis murdjan (pinecone soldierfish)
Lineage: Eukaryota; Metazoa; Chordata; Actinopteri; Holocentriformes; Holocentridae
Gene: tmed9
Product: transmembrane p24 trafficking protein 9
Exons: 5
Coding region: 44-715 (223 amino acids)
Source: RefSeq, a predicted model, not a curated record
CCGCGCAGACUCAGAGGAGCAGCUCUCCAGCCCGGCAGGAAAGAUGGUGGCCUUCCAGAUGCAGUCGUGCUUGUUGUCAGUUCUACUUUUGAACGUUUACUACAGCUGCGUCUCCUCCCUGUACUUCCACAUCGGGGAGACGGAGAAGAAAUGUUUCAUAGAGGAAAUCCCGGACGAGACGAUGAUCAUCGGUAACUAUCGGACUCAGCUGUAUGACAAGCAGAAGGAGGAGUACCUGCCGGCCACUCAGGGCUUGGGCAUGUUUGUUGAAGUCAAAGAUCCUGAUGAGAAGGUGAUUCUUUCUCGGCAGUACGGCUCAGAGGGUCGCUUCACCUUCACCUCCCACACACCAGGAGAGCACCAGAUCUGCCUGCACUCCAACUCCUCCAAGUUCGCCCUGUUCGCAGGAGGCAUGCUGCGGGUUCACCUGGACAUCCAGGUGGGCGAACACACCAACAAUUACGCUGAGAUCGCUGCCAAGGACAAGCUGACGGAGCUGCAGCUCCGAGUGCGACAGCUGGUGGAGCAGGUCGACCAGAUCCAGAAGGAGCAGAACUACCAGCGGUACCGUGAGGAGCGUUUCCGGCAGACCAGCGAGAGCACCAACCAGCGAGUCCUGUGGUGGUCCAUCGUCCAGACCCUCAUCCUGGUGGCCAUCGGCUUCUGGCAGAUGAGGCACCUCAAGAGCUUCUUCGAGGCCAAGAAACUGGUGUAGCCGAGUUGGUGUGUGAGUGUGUGUGUGUGUGCGUGUGCUUGUGUGGGUGUGUGUCUGUUCUGUUGAUUGAUGCAGUACUGAGCAGCGGCGGCCGCCGUGGCUGCUGCGUGGCGGAGGAACCUGUUGACCUCUGAGGAGACGAGAUGCAGAGAAACCCACCUGGUUGAUUUGGCUUAAAAACAGCCUCGGUCUAGAUAAUGCUUUUAUUUUUAUUAUUAUUAUUAUUGUUAUUAUUACUGCCAUCACCCUUGUUUGUCACAGAUCCCUCAAAUUUGCAGCAGACUAUCAGAAAAAAGGCUACAUUAUAUUUAUUACACAGUGAUGUUUUAUUCAGACUGAAAUGAAAUGGUUUUAUCCCUGUAAUUUGGACUGGAGUGUGCAUGAAGAACUGGCUGCGUUCUCCUUAUUAAAACCACUUCCUUAUGUUUGACAUGUGCUUUUCCCUUUCCUGUCGACUCCCUAAAACAUAGUUCUGUAGCAACUGGGAAUCAAAAGCGAUGCGGUGAUUUUCUACCAGCUGUACCGGUGUGUUUGGCGUUGUGUUUUUGGAAUAGAUUCCCCCGUUUUCUUCCUUGCUGCUCAGCUGUGAUGAGUUCAUGACGUGUUACUGGCCUCUAGAGAUCAUCCAUGUUGUCCGGAGUUGUACAUAAAAUAAAAAAUGUAGGUUUACAAACAGUGUCAGUCGACAGUUUUCAGCAAAUGCAGUUUAUUCGCCUCUUGGUCGUUCAUUUUGGACUGAAAUGAUCCUGGUUAUUUGUUAGAAACCACAACCACGAUUAUUGGUCCUAAUGAUAUGAGGAACAUUUGGCAGUCCAAGUUCUUGCAACUGUUUUCAACACCCGUGGUCGUAUUAAAUGAAAUUAGGUGAAAUCUAAGGCUUCAGUGUUGCCAAAAGCUAGGAUUAUUACUAAGGAUUACUGCUAAAAUCUCAGUGUCCACACAGUUAGUUGUGUAGUUCUGCUGUUCAAUAUUUAAACAGAGCAGUCACUGUGUUGGGUGUUCAGCUCCGGGUGCUUCCUGACCAGUGUGGUCACAAUCCCACAAUUUCAACUUUGAUACCAAUACUGAGUUUAGAGAAUCCAGAAUCCACAGUCAGCGGCUUCCGAAGCAAAGUCCUGCUGUUUUCCCAUCGAGAGCUGGACCGAGACUCUGGGAAACUGAAAUCUAGGAGUGUUGAUCGUGGUGCGCUCGUGGAGAACGAUCCCCUCCACUUGUGUUGGAGUGAAGGAACGUUCCUGAGGAUGUUCCUCGUUCUGACCGGUCACGUCUCCAUCUGAGGCUCCGUCGGUUCAUGAUUAACCCGGGAUCUUAAUCUGUCCUCCGUCUUCACGUUGUCUCGACUUCAAAACGUUCUCGUUAGAUAUCGCAUCAGAUAGAGGACAUGAGCGCUCGACAAUGAAGACCUCAUGUCUUCUCCAGUCCCUCUUCUAGUGUGCUCGGCCGCGACGGAAAUGCCUAUGUGGAAUUUUGAAUUUUGAAAGUAUUGAACUAUUGGAACAUCAAACAUUGAAUUAAACAUUUCAGCCUUUUGCAACAACAGUACAGUAGUCUAAAGUUUGGGUAAUGGCAACAGCGCUGCUCUCGGCUCUCUGUUGGCCCCUUUCCUUUUUUUUUUUUUUUUUCCCUCCAUCCUUGUCAAUGACAAACUGGUGUUUCUUUGUAAAUCUGUGUGCGCAAACCUGUAUGUUUUUAUUGUGUUCAAACUGAAUGUAUGCUUCUGUCUCUGUCUGAAUCUCACUCGGUGUUGGUCUCGGGGUGGAGGGAGCGGCUGUAGUCUGUAAUACUCUGAAUGAAAACUAUUGAUCACCAGGCCCCUUUGGUUUCUGAAUGUGUGUUUGAUCGAGGAGUCUCCUGUCGAUCCCCGUCAGAGGAGACGUCCCGUUCUGUUGUUGUUGUGUUCCUAUGAGCUACUAUGCAUCGGUCUGCUGCAGCACUGCCAGAGACGCCGCUCGGGACCGGCCCAAGGAGUUACUUCACAUUUUGAAUUGAUCUGCACUGUAUGUUUUUUUUUUUUUGCUCUGAGUUAAAGGUGAACACAGGAAGGGCUUGUUCAGCAGCUUCAGCUGUCUGCCAAGAUUUUCCUGAGCGUACACGAUGUUACUCCGCAGCGCUCCGCCUCACAUUCAUGGGGUUUGAACACAGUUACUCCUCUGCCAGCGCCACUCUGGCUGCUUUCAGGAGGGGAGUGUCACUCCUCAUGUCCACGUUUUAACUCUCACAACGUGACCUGCUGACCCUGAGACAGUAUUCUUAUUUCCUGAUACGAUACUGUCACUGUGCUCGGGUGCCGAUUUUUGUGUUUCGAAUUCUCCUCUGGUUUGUGCAUGUAAAGUUUCAUGAGGCUGUGAUUAUCCCAGAAGUCACAAGGGGAGAGCCGCGGCUGCCAACGCAGCGUAUUUUCUUUCAGAUAUCUGGAGGUCACAGGUCAAAGGACCCGAUGAAAAUGGCCAGUUUUUCCCUCACCAAAAUAUAGCCGAACCAGAGCGAUAUGUUCUCGCCUGGAAAUCGAUUCAGUGAUGGGGGGAAAAAAUCAAUCAAAAUGUUGAAAUCGUGAUACUUGAGUGAAUCGAUAUAUUUUUUUCCCUUCUUACCUUAGUGUAAGCUUUACAGUGCUGCCACCUGCUGGUAGUGUUACCCAUUGACCUCAGGGUUUAUUACCACCAUCAGAUCUUGAUUUUUUUUUAAUUUUUUUUUUUUUUAAUUUCUUACAGUCAACCUCCCACAUUAAGAGAGGAUCCAGGAAGUGAAAAUACAAAUUUUCAAAAUGUGAAGUGAUUCCUUUCGGCCUGAGCUCGGCCUGGGAGGCACUAUGACUGUGUUUGGGGGACGGGGUGUUUUUAUUUGAAUGUCUCAGCACUGCAUCACCACACUGUCUCUGCUUUCCCCUCCCGGUCACACUGUGUUGUUCCCCCUCUUUUGGCUGAAGCUCAGGUAAAACUCUGACCCGGUCCUCCAUGUAACCAUAAAACUCUCUUACAAAGUGGGAUUGAUGUUCUUAGACACUUACGAAGCCGAACCCAAGGCUGUCCAGACCAGCGUCGCCUCCUCGGCCUGCAGAGGCGGAGACACGGCCCCUGUCCUCUGGCCGGCUCAUGUUACACGUUCACAAGUUUAUAUCAGAGGACAGAAACACCUGGAAAUAUUCAUCAGCCGCUCAUCAGUCAGAGUUAAACAGUGAUUUGACGAAGGCGACUGAAGCUAAUAAGUAAGUCGGUCUUUGCUGAUCUGUAAGGCCGUCCAAACUCAGCUGGUCUAUUGAUAAAUUGAAAGUUUUAUUUUUUUUUCUCCCAAUUUUAUUGAAAGUUUUGUUCCUUUUUUGUUGAUAGAAGAAACUUUUUGUGUUUUUUUUCUUGUCUAGAUUUCAGAGAUACUAAAACUUUGGUUGGAGUUUGAAUCAUGUGGUGAAGGUUUUGGCUGGCAGAGGGGCUUGAAUUCUUUUUUUUUUUUUUUUUUUUUAAGAGAUUCUGUACAUGAGAAGUCUGUCUAAAAUUGCACUCAAAAAUAAAGAUUUUGUCAUAUUUGGA